AUGCAGCCCCUCCAGGUCACCCACGUUGGCCUGGAGUCUGGCCUCCGGAACCCACAAGGGGCCACCCCCUCCCCGGUGACCCCGAGAUUAUGGCUACCACUCCAGCCCAAUGGACUCGCCGGCGCCGAGCAAGGGAAUCCGGGAAAGCUCUCUGCGCUUUCCUCAAGAUCCCGCCCCCGGUUGAGCCCCCCUGCCCCUCCUUCUAACCCGCCCUCUCAGAUUGACAACCCCCUCCCUAUCCCCAUCACACAAGUCAGCAGAGGGGACAUUCGCUGCUCACCUGGAGAGACUCGCCAGUGCCCCGAGGCGCCCACACUCGCGAAGGCCGAGCAGGGGAGGAGGGGGAGGGUUGUGUCCCACAGGCCAGCUGAGCGCGUGGCGGCCCCGCCGCCGCCGCCGCCGCCGCCGCCGCACUCCUUCAUCAAGCAGGAGCCGAGCUGGGGCGGCGCGGAGCCGCACGAGGAGCAGUGUCUGAGCGCCUUCACCGUCCACUUCUCGGGCCAAUUCACCGGCACGGCUGGGGCCUGUCGCUACGGACCCUUCGGUCCUCCUCCGCCCAGCCAGGCGUCCUCCGGCCAGGCCAGGAUGUUCCCCAACGCGCCCUACCUGCCCAGCUGCCUGGAGAGCCAGCCCGCUAUUCGCAACCAGGGAUACAGCACGGUCACCUUCGACGGGACGCCCAGCUACGGCCACACGCCCUCGCACCACGCGGCGCAGUUCCCCAACCACUCCUUCAAGCACGAGGACCCCAUGGGCCAGCAGGGCUCGCUGGGCGAGCAGCAGUACUCCGUGCCGCCCCCGGUCUAUGGCUGCCACACCCCCACCGACAGCUGCACAGGCAGCCAGGCCUUGCUGCUGAGGACGCCCUACAGCAGUGACAAUUUAUACCAAAUGACCUCCCAGCUUGAAUGCAUGACCUGGAAUCAGAUGAACUUAGGAGCUACAUUAAAGGGAGUUGCUGCUGGGAGCUCCAGCUCAGUGAAAUGGACAGAAGGGCAGAGCAACCAUGGCACGGGGUACGAGAGCGAUAACCACACCACACCCAUCCUCUGCGGUGCCCAGUACAGAAUACACACCCACGGCGUCUUCAGGGGCAUUCAGGACGUCCGGCGCGUGCCCGGAGUCGCCCCGACGCUCGUCCGGUCGGCGUCAGAGACCAGUGAGAAGCGCCCCUUCAUGUGUGCUUACCCGGGCUGCAAUAAGCGAUACUUUAAGCUGUCCCACUUGCAGAUGCACAGCCGGAAGCACACUGGUGAGAAGCCAUACCAGUGUGACUUCAAGGACUGUGAGCGGAGGUUUUCCCGUUCAGACCAGCUCAAAAGGCACCAGAGGAGACACACAGGUGUGAAACCCUUCCAGUGUAAAACUUGUCAGCGCAAGUUCUCCCGGUCCGACCACCUGAAGACCCACACCAGGACUCAUACAGGUGAGAAGCCCUUCAGCUGUCGGUGGCCUAGUUGUCAGAAGAAGUUUGCCCGGUCAGAUGAGCUGGUCCGCCAUCACAACAUGCACCAGAGGAACAUGACAAAGCUGCAGCUGGCCCUGUGAGGGUCCAGCGGGACAGCGCCGUGUCCAGGCAGGGCUACGCAUGAACUGCCCUCAGAUCUGACUCGAAUUCCUCUUCGCCCUCCUCUCCAAGAAGGACACGGCAUUCGACCUUCUUCAUCCGGCUUCCGGGACAAGACACCUGCCUACUGCGUCCACCAGGCUUGCCCGGGGGAGCUGCCGGGCGCUGCUUGGGUCACUUUCAGUUGGCUCACAAGGCCCUGGAGAAGUGGCUGACGCUGUCUGGUCAGUUAAAAGCCCAUCGCCAUUUGGUCUGGAUUUUCCACCGUAAGAGAGCCGUUGUUGAUGACGCCCCUCUCCUCCUCUGCGCUCAUUUUCACUAGGAAUGGAGUCACUGUGCCAUUUUUCAUCAUAGAAUAUUUAUAGGCCAGGGCAUGUGUAUGUGUCUGCUAAUGUAAACUUUGUCGUGGUUUCCAUUUACUAACAGCAAUAGCUAGAAAUAAAUCAGAGAGCGAGGCUCUGGGGCGAGUCCCGCCGACAUUCCGGAGGUCAGGCGGGCUGCUAACCUGGGAGGCAGGAUGUAAUGCUCCCGGCAACUUCAGAACUCAUGCGUUUCAGCAGCUGAAAAAAGAAUCAGAACUAACCAGUACCUCUGUAGGGAAACCUGAAAGAAUCUUACCAUUCAGUUAAUUCAGUGUUAGCAAGUAGCACACUGCUCUUAGGAAACUGUGCUUGAAGAUCCCAGGUGUUGUUUUGCGUUUAUUUUUGACUUUUUUGAGUUGUAAUGUUAUGCAUCCUCGGAGAUGUACAUGUCCCCUCACACAAAGGGAGUGGAGUUCAUUUUCACCACGUGGGGUGUCCUAGAGUGUGCAGACCACGCCAAUUAUGUGGCUUCAAGUUGUAAAAUUAAAGUGACUGAAAGAAA
Ceratotherium simum simum (southern white rhinoceros) is the source of this 2431-nucleotide messenger RNA. NCBI's taxonomy places the organism in Eukaryota, Metazoa, Chordata, Mammalia, Perissodactyla, Rhinocerotidae. The record is from RefSeq and is a predicted model, not a curated record.